AUGUCAAGUGCAGAGCCUCUCGUCUCAGCAGAGUUAGCUUCUGUUGACUCUGACGAAAGAUCUGACCUGAUUGAUUACGACAUUGACGAUCGAAGUGUCCUUUCUUUACGUGAUGUUGGUGGACAGUUUGAGAUCGUUAAAGAACAGCUUAUUAAUUACAAAACAAAGCUGGCCAGAUAUGAGAGUCAGAUAUCCGAGAUGCAAAUAUGUAUCGAAGAUUUGACUCUCACGCGGGACUUGGCUGAGGAAGAAAAGAUGUGUGCACAAACAGAGGUGGACGAUCUUAACAAGCAAGUAGCCGAUCUACAAAAGGAGCUCGAAUCGGAACGGAAAAGCAUUACAUUUCAGAGCCUUAGCACCAAUGAGCAAAUGAAAGAACUGAAGGACGAGAAUGAAAAACUUCGAACAGAACGAAACAAUUUUGAAGAUGAGAAAAGCUGCUUAAGCACCCAAGUAGAAUCGCUUAGGAAGCGAGUAAACGAAUUGUCGGUGCAAAAUAUGGAUGCGCGCACUGAGAUUGAAAAACUAAAAUCAGCAAAUUCUAAACUAGAAACUGACUUAAAAACUAGUAAGCAAAAUAACCUGAAUGCAGAAAAACAGAUGGAUAGUUUACAGAAAGAAAUAGGGGAACUUGGUGAACAGCUCGCAAUGGCGCGCAGACAAGGUAGUGAAUGGAUUGAAGAGUACGAAAGAGAAAAUAAAAGGUUAGAACCGAGGCUGAGAGAAUUGGGCGAGAAAAACCGAAAUCUUGAAAAACAAAAUGAAUUCCUCGAGAAGCAAAGAAAUGGAUUGGAAUCCCGAAAAAGGGAGUUAACCUUAGAGCAACAAAGGUUGAUGAGUCAGGUAGACGAUUUGAACAAAAAUGCUGAAGUCAUGAAAAGAAAGCAUGAGACUCGGCAGGUGGAGAUUACGGAACAACGCAAACAACAGUCUGAAACUAUUAAGCAACUGAUCAACGUUAAUUAUCAGUUGUCAGACGAGUUGAGUGAACAAAACAGAAGUCUGGAAAAGCAAAACGAUCUUCUUGAGAAGCAAAAUGACGAAUUGGAAUCUCGAAAAGAGGAUUUGACUUCGGAACGAGAUAGAUUGACGAGUCAGAUAGACGAAUUAAACAAAAGUAUAGAAGGUCUGAAAAGUAAUUAUGAGACUCGUCAGAUGGAGUUGAUGGAGAAACGAAAGCAACAAUCUGAGACUCUGAAACAGGCAUCCAAAGUGAAUAAUCAAUCAUUGGGUGUCAGCAGAAUUAAAGCAAAUUCUGGUUCUAGCCGAAGAUCGACCAGGAGUAUCAUGCGGGAACAGGAAAUAGAGAUGUCGUUACAAGAAAGCGCGCAAGCAAUUGGAUAUGUGGACGAGCUUGUCCGUUUUGUUUCUCAACAGGGUAAUGUUCGGCGAACGAGCAUCAACAGCACAAAUAGUAUAAGUAGCACGAAUCGAUCGGACAGUUUACCAUCAUCACGGUCGUCUAUGAAGGAAAAUGACAAAUUAAUUGAAAAAGUAAGGGAUUUAGAAAACGAGUUACAGUCAGCAAUAUCGAGUAAGAAAGCACUUACUUUGGAAAAGGCUUUAUGGGUUAAAGAAAAAUCUGAUCUCAGGCAGCAGCUAAACAAUUUUCACAAGGAGUCAGAGAGAUAUCGUAAAAAGAAUUCUUCAGUAACUGAACUUGAGGCUCGUAUUAGGAGGCUGCAAAAAGAGAAGGAUGUUGCAGCUGAACGUUCUGCCCAGAAGAUUGCGGAUUUGCAGCAUGAACUUCAAAAUGUGAAGGAGAAAUUAACAAAGAUAAUAAAGGAGAAAAGCGUAAUACUUAAGGAAAAGUCCGAGCUACAGCGAAAAUAUCUUAUUGCAAAUGAGAUGAAGGAAACUCUGGAUUUAGACAUACAGGCGGAGAAGGAACACGUCAAGGCACUAGAAGUACAGUUACAAACUGUUACAGAAGAAUUACAAUUCGAACGACGUGAUCAUCUAGAAAAGCGUGAACAACUGUCACGUUAUGAAGAUCAGUUGCAAUCAAUUCAAGAGCAGUAUAACAAACUCCGCAACGAAUCGAGUCAUAUGCAACACGGCUUAGGAAACGAGCAAAGGUUCCAAGGAAUGAAUUUGGUGUCAAAUUACGACGAUGACGAGAUGCGAUUUUUAAUGAAUGAAAAUAUAAAACUCAACAAUGAAUUGCUGGAAUUGCAUAACCGUGUGCAGGAAGUUGAGGAUGGCAGAAGAUAUGAUAUGGAGUCGGACAUUGCCCAACUAAAAGCUAAAUACAAGACGGAAAUGAACCGGGAUCGAAAACGAUUGACCGACAAGUGUGAGAUUUAUUCCAAUGAAAUCAAAUUCUUGAAGGCCAGUGUUCAUCGAGAACGCGGUUUUCGGGCAGACCUUUGUCAUCAGAAAAACUUUUUAAUAGCAAUAAUCGGAGGACCGGAUUUGUGUCAAGAAGCAGUUUCUAUAAUGCUCCGUAGCGAAAGGCUUUUUCGAAAUGAUGAUUGUGAAGAGUCCUCUCUAUUAAACCGUUUUCGAUGUGUGGUUACUGCUAUAAUUGCAAUUCAGCGUAUGAGGAUUAUGAGGCAUAAUUGGGCUAAUAAAUUGGAGCUGAAGCGUCUCGUGAAACAACAGCGACACGCUCUGCGCUAA
Molecule: messenger RNA, 2622 nt
Organism: Paraglomus brasilianum
Lineage: Eukaryota; Fungi; Glomeromycota; Glomeromycetes; Paraglomerales; Paraglomeraceae
Source: the annotation of a GenBank genome assembly